This is a messenger RNA of Procambarus clarkii (red swamp crayfish), 1374 nucleotides long. The record is from RefSeq and is a predicted model, not a curated record. Lineage: Eukaryota; Metazoa; Arthropoda; Malacostraca; Decapoda; Cambaridae.
AUGGUUGCUGUUGACGACGGUUGGAGUUGUGGCCCAGUUACUGGUCAUGUUGACGACGGUUGGAGUGGUGGCCCAGUUACCGGUCCUGUUGACGACAGUGGGAGUGGUGGCCCUGCUACGGGCCCUGGUGAUGACAGUGGGAGUGGUGGCCCUGCUACGGGUCCUGGUGACGACAGUGGGAGUGGUGGCCCUGCUACGGGUCUUGGUGAUGACAGUGGGAGUGGUGGCCCUGCUACGGGUCUUGGUGAUGACAGUGGGAGUGGUGGCCCUGCUACGGGUCCUGGUGACGACAGUGGGAGUGGUGGCCCUGCUACGGGUCCUGGUGAUGACAGUGGGAGUGGUGGCCCUGCUACGGGUCCUGGUGACGACAGUGGGAGUGGUGGCCCUGCUACGGGUCUUGGUGAUGACAGUGGGAGUGGUGGCCCUGCUACGGGUCCUGGUGACGACAGUGGGAGUGGUGGCCCUGCUACGGGUCUUGGUGAUGACAGUGGGAGUGGUGGCCCUGCUACGGGUCUUGGUGAUGACAGUGGGAGUGGUGGCCCUGCUACGGGUCCUGGUGAUGACAGUGGGAGUGGUGGCCCUGCUACGGGUCUUGGUGAUGACAGUGGGAGUGGUGGCCCUGCUACGGGUCCUGGUGAUGACAGUGGGAGUGGUGGCCCUACUACGGGUCCUGGUGAUGACAGUGGGAGUGGUGGCCCUGCGGUGGAGGUCACCCUUGAGGUGUGGCACACCCGCCUGGCCCCCAGGGAGAGGCACUGUGCCACGGUGAACAGCCUCGGUGAACAGCCACGGAGAACAGCCACGGAGAACAGAGAUGGAGAACAGCCAAGGGCAGCUCCGAAAGGCAGCACCAGAAGGCAGCACCAGAAGGCAGCAGCAAAGGGCAGCAGCAGAGGGCAGCACCGGAGGGCAGCAGCAGAGGGCAGCAGCAGAGGGCAGCAGCAGAGGGCAGCACCGAAGGGCAGCACCGGAGGGAAGCAGCAGAGAGCAGCACCAGAAGGCAGCAGCAAAGGGCAGCAGCAGAGGGCAGCACCGGAGGGCGGCAGCAGAGGGCAGCAGCAGAGGGCAGCACCGGAGGGCGGCAGCAGAGGGCAGCAGCAGAGGGCAGCACCGGAGGGCAGCAGAAGAGGGCAGCAGAAGAGGGCAGCAGCAGAGGGCAGCAGCAGAGGGCAGCAGCAGAGGGCAGCAGAAGAGGGCAGCAGCAGAGGGCAGCAGCAGAGGGCAGCAGCAGAGGGCAGCAGAAGAGGGCAGCAGCAGAGGGCAGCAGCAGAGGGCAACACCGGACGGCAGCACCGGAGGGCAGCAGCAGAGGGCAUCAGCAGGGGGCAGCUCCGAAAGGCAGCAGUAGAGGGCAGCUCCGAAGGGCAGCAGUAG